Messenger RNA from Entrophospora sp. SA101, 825 nucleotides. The record is from the annotation of a GenBank genome assembly. NCBI's taxonomy places the organism in Eukaryota, Fungi, Glomeromycota, Glomeromycetes, Entrophosporales, Entrophosporaceae.
GUAACAAAGGCUACAACCACUACAUCACCUAAAGUAUCACAAACACUUGGUGCUUUUUUGUCAGAGGAUGCUAAAAAAUUUGGGCAAGUCAGAUUCUUUACAGUUGAAGGUUCCUACCAAUAUUAUAAUACUGUAGAUCCAAAUCAUGGAAAUGACGUUAGCUUAAAACUAUUUGGUUUUGUAAUUCGAUAUUUUUUAAUUCUUCAAGCAAAUUAUUUUGGAGCAUUUAUAAAUUUCAUGACAUUAGAUGAAUAUAAUGACUCAAAAAAGCAAAAAAAUCAUUUAGAAUAUAUAAAACCACUAGCAGACCCAUUCGAAGUUUAUAUGGCCAUUAUUAUUGAAAAUGGUACUUUAUAUCUUCCAGAGAAUUUAUAUGACGCUCAAAAGAAAUCGGUAAUACAAUUUCAUGAAUUACAACUUGAUUUAAGAAAUUUAGAUAUUUAUAUGGAUUUAAACAUAUAUGCUCAUCGAUUAUUUGGACCGUUACCAGAAACAGCAACAUAUGUUUGUAACUGGGAUAUAAACAUUGACACUAUAUCUGGACAAUUAAAACCAUCGUUUUUAAUAAGUGCUGGCUCAUUUGCAGAAUCAUUUGUUUAUCAUUAUAUUGAUGAUGAAAAUGCGCUGCCUGCCGAUUUUGCGGCUCCUUUGUAUCCAGAUGUGGUUUUUGUAGAUUUUAUCGUAAAAGAAAUUGAUGUCUCCAUUUGGUGUCGUGAUAGUAGAACCCAAAUACUUCUAGAGGAAGGUCUUAACGUUAAAUUUGAUGAUUUGGCAAAUGAAAAAUUCCUUCAAAGAACUGUCGUUAACCUGCCAGAUUUAAACUAG